UAGUCAAAGGUAAGGCCAUAUUGAUGCAGUUAUGAAUCUUCUUAGACAUUAUAUAUGCGAGAUGUAAUUGUGCGUUACAUUAAUAUAUUUAAUGAUUUAUCCUGCAUCUAAUAACAGCAGUGUUGCCUUCUGUGGGACUCAGUCUCAAUUGCCCAGCACAGAGUCAUCUGUUCUGCAGUCCUUAGCUUCAGUAAAUCAGAUGGAAAAGGACAUUAAAAAGAUGGAGAUAAAGGAUCCAGCUGACAGAUCAUCAGUCUCUCACACACAGAAUGACGGAGUGAAAGCAGAGCCAAGACAAACAAACCAAGAUUCUUGUCCAUACAGAGGUUUGCUCAAUCUGGGUGCCACCUGCUAUCUGAACUCAACCGUACAGGUGCUCUUCAUGACCCGAGCGUUCAGAGAGAGAGUGCUGCAGAGAACUCCUGGUGACACAAGUGAGAAAUUAGAGACAGCAUUAAAGGAACUAUUUGAAGAGCUCUGUGAUCAGGACAAGGGUGCUCUGAGUGUCUCAACGAAACGAGUAAUAAAGGCUCUCGGUGUACAGAGACUAUAUGAGCAGCAGGAUGCUGUGGAAUACUUCCUAGAUAUCCUAGAGAAAGUAGGCCCUGAUUUGGCCGAGGUCUUCAGUGGAACUAUGAGGAACAAGAGAAAAUGUUCAGAAGAUCACGAGUCUCAUGAUGACAGCUCGUUCAAGUCUCUACAGAUCGCUCUGAACAUCACAGACGGAGCGUACAAGAUAGUGAGAGAACACCAGUCACCUUCUGUGUUUGUGCUUGUAAUUGUGAGAUAUAAACUUCCAAAUGCACUCAUAAUGCUGAGAAAAGGGGCGGGAACGGCCUUCCAGAAUUAUGUGGCUUGUGUGCAGGUCAUCAUAAACGGCUUUAUUUGGAUUUUUUUUCAGGAAGACGGGGUUCGAUCAUAUUUUGAAUCUACAACAUUAGUUGGAGACGACCAGAUGUACUGUGAAACCUGCGAUGAGAAAAGAGACACAACUUGGGGUUGUGAAAUACACAAGUAUCCAGCAAUACUGUCUUUGCACCUGAAAAGGUUUGUGUACAACUAUUGGUUGUGUGGGUUUGAGAAGAAUGAUUGCCCCAUGGAUGUACCGCUUCAUUUAUCUCUCGGGGAGCACAGAUAUGGUCUCUAUGCCGUGAUCAAUCACAGGGGGAGCCGUUAUGGAGGUCACUACACCGCUGACAUCCGCUCAUUUACUGAUAACAGGUGGUACUGUUUUGAUGACAGUCAUGUCACAGAGAUUCAUGAGCGCAAACUGGAAAGGUCUAGGGAAGCUUACUUGCUCUUGUACCAGAAACCUUCGUCAGUUGCACGGGUGGAGGACAAAGAAGAGCCCAAAACUAAAAUUGCUGAAGCAGGAGAACCGGUGGAAACAGGCAGAGCUGGGCAGUGUGGUGCAGCUCAUAAUAAACCACAUCUGGAAGUGUCUGCUGUGACGGGGCGUCUGAGGAUCCUUGUACUGGGCAGACCAGAGAUUAUCAAAACUAUUCUGGAAGAGAGGAUUGUGAGAGAUGCUCGGUUCUCCCUUGAAACACAGCCGCAGCGCGAUGACACCAUUAGAGAUUCUCUUGAAAUGUGCAGCCCUGGUCACCACAUGGUCCUUUGGGUGACCCAAUUAGGGAAUAACAAGGAAGAUUUCGAAGCAUUUGAAGAAAUCUACAGGCCAUUUGCAGCCAGGGAAUAUAUUAUGAUCGUCUUCACCAGUGCAGGUCGUCCCACAGAAAGCCACAUAGAAAAUGCAAUGCAGUGUUAUGCAGGCAUAAAUAAUCAUGUUCUUGACAUUGGUGUGAACUUGCAUGACCAGGUGGAAGAACUCAUUUCCAAAAUGAUAAAGAUUGUAGGUCAGAAUGAGAACCGAGGGAGACUAUGUGAUGAUGCCAAGAAACCACAAAAAAGAAAGCACGGGAAAACUGAGAGCAUGCAUAAAAAGGAAAAAGCCAGUAAAAGAAAUGUCAAGUCAAAUCAUGAAGAGACAGAUGAGAGAGAUCGACAUCAGAAGCAGAAUGUACUCGGUUUGUCAGCUUGA
Messenger RNA from Carassius carassius (crucian carp), 2041 nucleotides. Its product is annotated as ubiquitin carboxyl-terminal hydrolase 40-like. The record is from RefSeq and is a predicted model, not a curated record. The coding region runs from base 92 to 2041 and encodes 649 amino acids. Gene Ontology annotation, cellular component: cytosol; nucleus. Gene Ontology annotation, biological process: protein deubiquitination. Lineage: Eukaryota; Metazoa; Chordata; Actinopteri; Cypriniformes; Cyprinidae. The transcript is spliced from 14 exons. Gene Ontology annotation, molecular function: cysteine-type endopeptidase activity; cysteine-type deubiquitinase activity.